GAUUCAACACAGCCGUUCGUACCUCGUAAGCAAUGCUCUUUCCAAACAUUUUCAGCUGUUACCUCGGAAUUCUCGAACUCCUUUCUUUUUUUUUUGACCGUUAACUUAUUGGGAAAUUCAACAUAGUAGCGUGGAGGAUUUAUUCAAACAGUGUGCUGAUUUGAGGGUUCGAUUUGACCUUGUGUUUUGAAUGGCCUUAAACUGCUGAUUCUUGUUUGUAAAGGAGUAUAGUGAUGAUGGAGAGCUUUGCUGUUACGAACGGUGGUGAAAGGACUUGUAAUAAUGGUGAGGAAAAUGAGAGACUGGGUGAUCAUAUACUUGAGGAAAUGGAGUCCUUUUUUCUGGAUAUUGAUGAAAGUUUGGCCAUCUCUAGGAUGGUGAGUGACUCUGUCAUAAAGGGCAUGGUUAAUGCUGUCGAGGAACAGGCAGCUGAGACAAUUGCUCAGAAAGAAUUGGAGGUGGUUGGGCUAAAGAAAAUACUGCAUAAUUGUCAUCUAGGUUCAGAUGAAACUAAAACAUUGAGGUCUCUGGCACAUUAUCAUGAACCCCAUGAAGCUGCUACACAUCAUUUUACGGAUAGUGUCACAGAGCACGAUAGACUUAUAAAGUCUGUGGAUAAUCUUCAAAUUGAAGUCCAUGAGCGGUUAAAGCAGCUGAAGAAAGAAAUAAAUAAAAUAAGAGAGACUAGUUCCAUCAAAAGAUUUAGUUCAGGUUCUGAUUUGGUGGGUUUAAGUGGUAUUCUGGAGGAGAAUGUGCCGGAAAGAUGGAUUUAUGUCGAUAAAACUUUUGAAAGUCUAAAAGAUACUCUAGACACUUUAUGCAGAAGGAUGGAAGUUAUGGAUCAGUUAUCAAAGGCGUCACUUUCUGAAUGGCAAGAGGAGCAGGAGUUUCGAACAGAAAUUGAACGGAUGGUGAUCAGAAAUUGUAUCUGGAGUUUGCAGCAGGAGUUUGAACAAAAACUAUGGGACCUUUGUGACUCUGAAAGUAGAAAUUGUUUUAGCCAUCAUAAAGAAAUCUCAAGUUUGCGUCAGGAAUUGGAUUCAAUUUUUAAAACACUAUCUGUUUCGGAAUUUGGGCAGCUUAUUUCUCAUGGAUCCUUGGAGAAUAGUGACGAAUGGUGUCAUAAUAAGAGGGCUGAUCAUUUCCACGUGAAGCUUUCAACAGAUCAUUCAUCACCUUCAACUUUGGAAGAAAAUGGGAAAGAGGACGACUCGAAGAUUAACAAGCCUGAGAAUCUGGAUUCUGGCUCACUAAAGAGCAUGUCUAGAGAUGAAUUGGUUACUUAUAUAACUAAGAUGAGAAGAAACCAUGAAUCUCAGGUGCAAGAGAAGACUGAAGAAAAUUUUCGCCUUAGGCGGGAACUAUUGAAUUUGAAAGAAAGAGGUUCUUCUUUUCCUUUGAAGAAGGACAAGGACUUUGAUUUGUUGAAGAAAAAAAUCCCUGAUGUCAUCUCAAAAUUGGAUAAAAUCCUCGUUAGAAAUGAGGAAGUGCAUCAAUUCAGUGAAAACGUUGAAUCUCUUAGCAGUGUAAAGGAUAGAUUGGAUUUCUUACGCUCUGAGAAUCAUCAACUGAAGGACAUGCUAACGGAUAAGAAGAAGGAGUUUAAGAGUCUAUCUUCUCAGCUUUCUGCUGCUGUUGAAAAAUUGUCGCAGCAACAACUGACUGAGAAAAACUUGUUACAAACUAUUCAGAAGCUUGAGGAUGAUAUAGGGGAUGAACAUGCUGAAGUUUCAAUUAUUCAAGAUGUAUAUAAAUGUCUUUUUGAAGAUAUUUGGAGUGAAUUUAGAUGCAUUACUGAAGAAUUACAUCUGAAGAAUAACUUCAUGGAAGAAAUAUAUGAAAUAAUACUCAAAGAAACUGUUCACAGUGCUCAAGCUUCUAGUGGGUUGGAAACUGAGGAAGAAGAUAUGGAGUCAACUAUGAUGCAAGGGCUGUUGGAUAUUAAUCAUACUAUAUUUAAAGAAGCUUUGGUGGAUGUGAACAAAGCGUUAAAAUUGGAAGCUGCUGAGAAAGAGGAGCUAAAACAUGAAAUACUUAUGUUGACAUCAUUAGUGGAUGAAAAGGAAAAGUUGAUACAAGGAGUAGAAGAUGCUUUGGUUCAAGAGCAGCAAAAGAUGGAGUUUGCCUCUGAACAGCUUAACAGUUUGAGAGCUAAGACAGUUCAGCAACAUAAAUUAAUUGCAGAGAACAGUAAAGAGUUGGAAGUCACCAAGGGUGACCUGGUUGCAGCACUGAAGGAAAUCAAACAAUUCAAAGACAAAAUGAACAUGUUACAUCAAAAUCUUGAACAAAGAACGGACAAGCUUAGAGAAAUUGAUGAAGAAAGAAGGGUACUUUGUGCUGUUACACAAGAGCAACAAGAUGCAUUAAAACUGAUUGAGGCAAAAGAAAGUGAAAGCAGGAAGCAAAUGGAAUCAACCAUUCAUCUCAUCCAUAAAUUGUUGACUAUGUUUACUGAUUUUGAAGCUAGAGUAAAUGAAGAUAUUUCAAGAAAUUGUUUGAGGCUUGAAAACAUGUGUUCUGAGUUUUGUUGCCUCAAUAACAAAGCCAAUGUACUUAAAACUAUGGGAUUGGUGUACAAGCAAAGGCUGGAAACAAGAUGUUCUGAUCUUGCAAAGGCUGAAGAAGAGGUUGAUCUUUUGGGGGAUGAGGUAGAUACUCUUCUUAGCCUCCUUGAAAAAAUAUACAUUGCACUUGAUCAUUAUUCACCGAUAUUGCAGCAUUACCCCGGGAUUAUUGAGAUUCUGGAGCUUGUAAGAAGAGAACUGAGUGCAUGGUCUAGGAAACUUUUUUAAUCGUAUGUUCUGGCCAGGUGAAGAGUUUGUACAGUUUGUUCACAAAAGUUGCAUUCAGCUGGCUGAGUUUUUGUACACUCCUUAAACAGAUAUUAUUUUGAGGAAAACAACAGAAAAGAAUCAACAAUUUAUGCUGCACACCUUUGAUUUUUGCCAUACACGAAUGCUUUGUAUACGUACUAGGAGACAUGCCGGGUUCUGUUGGCUCUAGUAAACCACAAAUUUGCCAUCUCUUUGUAAUGCAUAGUUUGUUUUCUAUAUGGGCUAAUAGCAGUUGUAUAUGUAUUUUUUUGUUUAUUAUUAGUUUCUAGAUGGAUAGUUGUGUUAUUGGCAUAAGUGUAUGACCUUCUUUUGCAUUCACUGAAUUAUGUGUUUAAAAUGG
Gastrolobium bilobum is the source of this 3177-nucleotide messenger RNA. Its product is annotated as WPP domain-associated protein. The record is from RefSeq and is a predicted model, not a curated record. Lineage: Eukaryota; Viridiplantae; Streptophyta; Magnoliopsida; Fabales; Fabaceae. The transcript has 6 exons. The coding region runs from base 234 to 2795 and encodes 853 amino acids.